CGGCUGCACUCCCUUCAAGCACCCUCGAGAUGUUCUCGCGGAGGGGUCAUGCGGAUGUCAAGAAGUCUGCGCAGAAGGCGCUGGACCCGCGGAAAGAGCCGCUGACUCGUCUCAAGCACCUUCGGGCUUUGAUGGAUGCUGUAGAUGGAAGUGAACUCAAACAGUUCUUUGAGAUCAACUAUUCUCAAAUGUAUCUUAUCUUCUAUGAAAGUUUUGUAACACUGGAAACCAGUCUGAAACAAAAAGGAAAUAAAUCUCAAAGGGAAGAGUUGGAUUCCGUUCUUUUUCUUUUUGAAAGGAUACUACAAUUAUUUCCUGAGAGAAUUUUCUGUCGAUGGCAUUUUCGUAGCAUAGGGUCAAUUUUGAAGAAACUUUUGCACACUGGAAACUGCCUUAAGAUAAGAUGUGAAGGAAUACGAUUAUUUCUUCUUUGGCUGCAAGCUCUCCAGACUAAUUGUGCAGAAGAGCAGCUGUUAAUUUUUGCUUGUCUUGUGCCUGGUUUUCCUGCAGUAAUAUCUUCAAAAGGUCCAUGUACACUGGAUACCCUCAUCAGCCCUCCUUCUAGUCUUCCUAAUGGGAAAAUAUAUCCUGAAGAUAUAACACCACUUUUACCACAUGCUACUGGUGAAAAGAUUGAAGACCCAACUUGCUACUUUCUUCAGAUACUCCUAAAAUAUAUGGUAAUUCAGGCUGCAAAGUUGGAAUGGAAGAAUAAGGAGAACCUUGACACAGGAUUUAAGUUUCUCUUUGCGCUCUUCAGAAAGUAUUAUCUUCCUCAUUUAUUCCCCUUUAUAAAACUAACCAACCUCUACAAUCCUGUGCUUGAGAUCCCUGGCCUGCGCCCCAAACCAGUAUAUGUUAGUAUAACUUGUGAUGGCGGAAAUUUUUAUAGUACAAAAAUUCCAUACCUGGAUGCUCGUGUAACUUUUAUAAAAUGGCUUGUAAAUUUUUUUCUGGAAAAGAAAUAUCUUUUAGCAGCACAAACUUUCAAAAAUGGUGUGGAAGUUCUACCCAGAAUCAUUCAAACAGUGGGUAACACAGUGCAAGAUAAAACUCCUGAAGUGGAGACCAGUGUCCCAUCAGAUCAGGAGAAAAAUCAUAUCAACCACAGCGGGAUACUCAAUGAUUCCAGUUUUUGCAGCAUUGAAGAGCAGCACCGAUUUGCAUACGAAAUGGUGCAACAAAUAUUUUUGUCUACAAGAGAUAAUGUGAAUUUUGUUAAUGAAGUAUUUCAUCAGGCUUUUUUGCUGCCAGCAUCAGAGAUAUCCUUAACUGAAAAUAUUGUGAAAGUUUAUAGGAAAUGGAUAUUACAUGAGAAACCUCUCUUCAUGGAAGAACCAGAUGUAAAGGAGACUAUUCAAGAUGAUGAUGUCAUCACAGAACACUCAACAGAAGAGACCGAUGGCAAACACCUUGUGUCUGGACAUAAAAGAUCUUCAAGUUGGGGAAGAAGUUAUUCCUUCUCUAGUGCUGUUACCAGAGGAUGCUUAUUAGAAGAUGAAAACCAGAAUGUUAAAGCAGGUCUUCAAGCUACACUGCAGGUAUUUUUGACCAACUCUGCAAACAUAUUUUUAUUGGAACCAUGCAGUGAAGCCCCUGAACUACUUAAAGAGCAGAUAAAUUCUUGCAGAGCAGUUUUGAGUAUAUAUAGGCGCAUGAUAAUGGAAGUUCCAAUGAAUAAAAAGACCUGGGAGCAUAUGUUGCAAAUGCUUCUUAGCAUAACAGCAGCUGUCAUGAGCAACUCCAAAGAUGAUCAGAUAAAGGAUGCAUUUGGUCAAAGUUUAGCAGGUUUACUAUUUCGGACUCUCAUUGUGGCUUGGAUCCGAGCAAAUUUGAGUGUUUACAUUUCUCGUGAGCUCUGGGACGAGUUGCUACGUGUGCUGUCAUCCCUUACAGAUUGGGAAGAACUAAUAAUGGAAUGGGCUAAUAUAAUGGAUUCUUUAACAUCUGUUUUAGCAAGAACAGUAUAUGGUGUUGAAAUGACCAGGUUGCCACUAGAUAAGCUAAGUGAACAAAAAGAGAAAAUACAAAAAGGAAGAGGUGGCAUUUUAGAAUCUCAAAAAGGAGCUGCAGUUGGAAGAUCGUUUUCUUUAAGCUGGAGAGAUCAUCCUGACGUUACAGAACCAAUGAGAUUUAGGAGUGCUACCACCUCAGGAGUACUGGGAAUUGAGAAAGCAAGGAAUAUAGUGCGUCAGAGAACAACAGAAAGUGAACAACGUGAACUAUCAGAAAAUGGAUCAGGAAUUAUUAAUCAGCAACCGGUAAACUUAUUGAGAGCAGAAUAUAACAGUCCUUUUUCAGAUCAGGAUCAAUUAACUCGAAGCAGUAGUACCUCUGAUAUUAGAGAACAAUGCAGUUCUGAUAUUUUCCAAGUUAGAAAAACAGAGAGUUCACAAAAUUUAACUGCAGGAUCCAGAUCUGUUCAAAAAAGUAAGGAGACCAUGAACAAGGAAAGUACACUACAAGAAGCAAGCAACACUCCAUCUGAAUUAAUUCUCAAGACAGACAGACAGCUGUUACAUGGAAAUCAGAAAGAGAAAGAAAAAUGUGAAAGUAUUAGCAGUGAUACUUCUAUUGGAUACAACAGUGAAAUGGGCAUGAGCUUGGCUACCUGGCAAACGUGUGAAGAAAAUAAUGAUGUCUCCAUGCAUGCCGACAUUUCUGUGGAUCCAGAUGCCCAUCAGUGGUUGGCUGCCAACUUCUCAGACAGCAGUGAAUUCCUUGCCGAUGAUUGUAGCAUAAUUGCUGGUGGCAGUCUUACUGGAUGGCAUCCUGACUCUGCAGCGGUAUUAUGGAGAAGAACAUUAGGAAUUCUUGGAGAUGUGAACAAUAUCCAGUCUCCUAAAAUACAUGCCAGAGUUGUUGAAUAUCUCUUUGAGUUAUGGCACAAAUUAGCAAAGAUAAGAGACAACCUGGCAAUAAGUCUGGAUAACCAGUCUACUCCUUCCCCUCCUGUUUUAAUUCCACCACUUAGAAUAUUUGCAUCAUGGUUGUUCAAGGCUACAACUUUACCAGAUGAAUAUAAAGAAGGAAAGAUCCAUGCCUACAAACUGAUAUGUGCUAUGAUGACAAGACGACAAGAUUUUAUGCCAAAUCCUGACUACCUGGUGCAUUUUUAUCUUAUCAUGCACAUUGGCUUAACUAGUAAAGACCAGGAUGUUUUGAACACUAUUAUCAAACACUGCUCCCCAUUCUUUUUCUUCUUGGGCUUACCCGGCUUUACACUGCUAAUAAGAGACUUCAUAACAGCGGCAACUAGGGUUCUGAGUACAAAUAUGUUGGAAGCUCCUCGCUUAGAAGCAAAUACUAUUCUUGGAUCUCUGAUUUGCUUUCCUAACCUUUACCAAGACAUUGCAUUGCUAUCAUCUGUUCCUGAAGCAGAAAUCACAACAGGAACUGCAGAUGUCAAAUUUUGCCUCAUAAAUACUCUUUUAAAGAAUGCCAAAGAGGAACCAAGUGAAGCUUCAAGGUAUUUAUCCCUUUGCUGUCUUGGGCUUUGGAUAUGUGAAGAACUUGUGCACUGUACCAACCAUCCUCAAGUAAAAGAUGCAAUAAAUGUUUUUGGUGUGACACUAAAGUUUUCUAACAAGCAGAUUGCACAAGCAGCCUGUGAUAUCUUUCAGUUAUUGACAUCUUACUGGGAAAAACUACAGAAAUACAACAUUUCUCUACCCCAAAAAAUUAUUGAAAUCCUUGUUGCCACUAUUGCAUUUCUCCUACCAAGUGCAGAAUACUCUUCUGUGGAAAGUGAUAAAAAGUUUAUAGUUUCAUUGUUACUUUGUUUAUUGGAUUGGUGCAUGACAUUGCCAGUGAAGAUAUUGUUGGAGCCUGUAUUUACUUCCAGUUUUGAAAAUCAUUAUUCUUCUAAUACUCCAUUGCUUGAUUAUAUUUAUAGGAUCCUGAACUGUUGUGUUUAUGGUUCAAACCUGUACACACAGCAAAGCCAUUAUCUUUUAAGUCUUGCCGACCUCUCCAGUGAGUUCUAUGAUCCCUUUAUGCCCCUAGGAAAUGUUAGGAAUUCUGAAGUGAUUCCGGUUCAGUCUUCUGCAGACCUGAAUAAUUUGCUCACUGUUGCUGAAGAAAUGAAGCGGAGGAGCUUGGAGUUAAUACCAUUGACAGCACGAAUGAUUAUGGCACAUCUAGUUAACAAUUUGGGCCAUUAUCCUCUGACUGAAGGUCCUGCUGUUCUACAUAGUCUUAUUACUGAAAAUCACAACAAUUCUUGUAUGGAAUCUUCUGAACUCUCACCUGAAGUCUUCCGAAGCCCCAAUUUACAGAUCUUUGAAUUUAAUGAAAAUGCUGUCAUUUCUUACCUCCAGAUUCCUUCAAAAAGGGGGCUGGAUGAUGAAUUGGACGAAUCUUUCUCAGAAGUAAGAGUAAUUGUUAGGGAUAUCUCUGGAAAGCAUUCAUGGGACGGACAAUUGAUGUAUGGGCCAAUAGCUGCAUAUUCAGUAGAUCAGAAGAACAGAAAAUUCUCUGUGAUUAUGGAAAAGAAUAAGCAGAACUUUGAGUCUCCAACUGAUUUCAUUCAGAUAGAUGAUGGAGAAGAUGCUCUUGAUAGGUUGCUAGAAAAGAUUGGCAGUACUAGUCCUGAGUGCCUUUUAUAUCCACAAGUAAAAUUAAAUGAGCCAUCCCCAUCUCCAUUUGGCAUGAGUCAUGCCCAAACUAGUGAUAUCAUUGAAGUAAUACUGCAGCAGAGUUGCAUAGAAAAUGAAUAUGCUCAUGGAUAUUAUCUGAAUCAUAAUACAAAAAGCGAAAAUCAGAAGAUGCCAGGACCUGCUCUGCUACAGUCACAAUUUCAUUUAUGUAGACUUUUGCUAAAUGGCUUAGGAAUGAAUUCUUGGGAAAAAAGAAAAAGUUUUAAUAUUUUGAAGAAAAAUUCUAAAUUGUUGAGAGAGCUGAAAAAUUUAGACUCUAGACAAUGCCGUGACACUCACAAGAUUGCAGUUGUUUACAUUGCUGAAGGACAAGAAGAUAAAUGUUCAAUAUUGUCCAAUCCUCAAGGAAGCCAAGCAUAUGAAGAUUUUAUUGCCGGAUUGGGUUGGGAGGUUGAUCUUUCAACUCACUGCGGGUUUAUGGGUGGCCUGCAACGUAACGGUAGCACAGGACAAACAGCCCCAUAUUAUGCUACUUCAACUAUUGAAGUAAUUUUUCAUGUAUCUACACGAAUGCCGUUUGACUCAGAUGACUCACUGACCAAAAAGCUUCGUCACUUGGGAAAUGAUGAAGUUCAUGUUAUCUGGUCUGAACAUAGCAGAAACUAUCGCAGGGGCAUUAUACCAACAGAUUUUGGUGAUGUUUUAAUUAUUAUUUAUCCAAUGAGGAAUCGUAUGUUUUACAUCGAGAUUAUGAAGAAACAACAGGUCCCAUUUUUUGGUCCUUUGUUUAACGGAGCAAUUGUGACUGCAAAACUGUUGCCAAAUCUUGUACGGGCCACAUGUAUCAAUGCCAGCAGAGCCGUGAAAUCUCUUAUAACUCUCUAUCAGAGCUUUUAUGAGGAAAGAGCAAUAUAUCUUGAUGAAAUAAUCCGGAAUCACAAAGAACAACUGUCAUUUGAGGAUUUUGCUGCUCAGGUCUUCUCUCCCUCUCCCAGUUACUCCCGUAGUGGAUGUGAUUAAAAUAUGUAAUGAUCUCGUUACGGUAAUUGAGAAAGACAUUACUACAUGUUUGACUGAUGAUUUUCCUGCACAUGUAAGGACCGAAUAAACAGAGCAGAUUUUCACCAAUACCGACAACUGUCAAAAAAAAAGUUUCUGGGAGGUUGUACUCAUUGACCAAGUACUCUCAGUAAACCUUCAAGUUAAAUAUUUUGGAAAUUUAAAAUAAUUGAAGAAACCUACAUGCUCAUCUGCUCUAUCUUUCCAGGUGGUAAUUUUGAAGACUGCAUAAUG
This is a messenger RNA of Protobothrops mucrosquamatus (brown spotted pit viper), 5891 nucleotides long. RefSeq names its product Ral GTPase activating protein catalytic alpha subunit 2 (gene RALGAPA2). The record is from RefSeq and is a predicted model, not a curated record. The transcript has 40 exons. Gene Ontology annotation, biological process: regulation of small GTPase mediated signal transduction; positive regulation of GTPase activity. Gene Ontology annotation, cellular component: nucleus; cytoplasm. NCBI's taxonomy places the organism in Eukaryota, Metazoa, Chordata, Lepidosauria, Squamata, Viperidae. Gene Ontology annotation, molecular function: GTPase activator activity. Bases 30 to 5618 code for a protein of 1862 amino acids.